CGGUGAUCGCCCUCGCUUUCCCCCCUGUCCCCAUGUCGAAGCCAGAGCUGAUCCAGAAGGCGAAGCUGGCCGAGCAGGCCCAGCGCUACGAGGACAUGGCCACCUGCAUGAAGGCCGCGACGGAGCAGGGCGCCGAGCUGUCCGAGGAGGAGCGCAGCCUGCUCUGGGUGGCCUACGGGCACGUGGCCGGGAACCGCAGGUCCGCCUGGAGGGUCAUCUCCAGCAUCGAGCAGAAGACCGACGCCUCCGAUAAGAAGCUGCAAGUGAUCAAGGACAACCGGGAGGAAGUGGAGCCCGAGCUGCGGGGCAUCUGCACCACGGCCCUGGAACUGCUGGAUAAGCAUUUAAUAGCCCGCGCAUCGAAUCCGGAGAGUAAGGUCUUCUACCUGAAAGUGAAGGGCGAUCACUUCCGGUACCUUGCUGAAGUUGCACGUGGUGAUGAUCGAAAACAGACGAUAGAUAACAUCCAAGGAGCUUACCAAGAGGCUUUUGAUAUAAGCAAGAAAGAGUUGCAGCCCACACACCCGAUUCGUCUGGGGCUGGCUCGUGACUUUUCUAUAUUUCACUACGAGCUCCUCAAUACCUCUGAGCUUGCCUGCGCACUGGCGAAAACGGCCUUUGAUGAGGCCGUUGCAGAUCUCCACACGCUGAGUGACUCACACGAAGACAACACCCUCGUCAUGCUUCUUAGAGACAACCUCAGCCUAUGGACACCGGGCAGCGCAGGAGAAGAAUGA
Myotis davidii is the source of this 737-nucleotide messenger RNA. Its product is annotated as 14-3-3 protein theta-like. Gene Ontology annotation, cellular component: cytoplasm. Gene Ontology annotation, biological process: signal transduction. Lineage: Eukaryota; Metazoa; Chordata; Mammalia; Chiroptera; Vespertilionidae. The record is from RefSeq and is a predicted model, not a curated record.